Lolium rigidum is the source of this 342-nucleotide messenger RNA. RefSeq lists its product as uncharacterized. NCBI's taxonomy places the organism in Eukaryota, Viridiplantae, Streptophyta, Magnoliopsida, Poales, Poaceae. The transcript has a single exon. The coding region runs from base 1 to 342 and encodes 113 amino acids. The record is from RefSeq and is a predicted model, not a curated record.
AUGCGGGCGAUCUCAUCGGCGGCGGGAGGCAUGCUGCGGGCGCGUCUGUGCGCGGCGGCGCACGUCCGCGGCGGGCAUGGCGACGGCGCGGGGCGGUGGACGACGCCGGGGCACGAGGUGCGGCCCAAGGGGUACCCGAUGAACCGCACGCCGCCGCCGCCGGGGGAGUCGCGCAAGUGGGAGGACUGGGAGCUGCCCUGCUACCUCACCUCCUUCCUCACCGUCGUCAUCCUCCUCAACGCCAAGCCCGAUCUCACCAUCGAGACCUGGGCGCACCAGAGGGCGCUCGAGCGCCUCCAGCAGCAGGAGCUCGCCGCAUCCACCGACGCCCUCGCCGAGUGA